This is a messenger RNA of Triplophysa rosa, 2504 nucleotides long. It is a transcript of the gene pnpla4, whose product is annotated as patatin-like phospholipase domain containing 4. The transcript is spliced from 7 exons. Gene Ontology annotation, biological process: lipid homeostasis; triglyceride catabolic process. The record is from RefSeq and is a predicted model, not a curated record. NCBI's taxonomy places the organism in Eukaryota, Metazoa, Chordata, Actinopteri, Cypriniformes, Nemacheilidae. Gene Ontology annotation, cellular component: lipid droplet; membrane; cytoplasm. The coding region runs from base 327 to 1088 and encodes 253 amino acids. Gene Ontology annotation, molecular function: retinyl-palmitate esterase activity; triacylglycerol lipase activity.
GCCAUACGCACACAUAGACCGUAUGCUUACUUUUUCCACAGCGCUGUUUGCGUAUAACGACUUCUAAAGCUCUAUAUUAGAGUAUACCCACUUGUUCUCCUGUUUAACGUCUCCAAGCUGCUUUUGUGGUUGCUUACCCUUUAACUGUAUCGCGUUCACAAUUCAUUCAUACAAUUGGUGCAUUUCUUAAGAAAACUCACAAUAUUUCUUGCGGCCCCGCCUCCGACAACCACGUCAAGCGCAUCAUCUUCAGUGUUGGCAACGCGCCAGCGAGUUCGUACUGUCAGUGACUAAAAGAGUCCAGCUGAAGCUGUCAGGAUGCAGGUAUGACUGUGGUGAAUGUGUCAUUCGCUGCGGCUGGGUUUUUAGGAAUUUAUCACUUGGGAGUCAUAGAGGCUGUCCUGAGACAUGGAGAUAAACUGCUCUGCUCUUUAAAAGCCUGUGCAGGGGCAUCAGCUGGUGCUUUAGCUGCCACUGUGAUGAUCACUGCUCCUGAUAAAUUACAGCAUUGUAAAGAUUUCACCUAUAGGUUUGCCAGAAAUGUAAGAAGUCAAAGUUUUGGAGCAGUGACACCAGGAUAUGACUUCAUGCUUGAACUGCGGGGAGGCAUUGAAGAGAUUCUGCCGCCCGAUGCCCACCAGUUAGCCAAUGAACGACUCCACAUUUCAGUAACAAACUCAAAGACGCGCAAGAACUGUAUGGUGUCCAGUUUCAGCUCAAAGGAAGACCUUGUUCAGGUGCUCUUGGCCAGCUGUUUUGUGCCCAUCUAUGCUGGAGUAAAGUCAGUGGAGUUCCAAGGGCAGAAAUGGAUUGAUGGAGGAUUUACAGACAGUCUUCCUAUUCUUCCUGUGGGACGUACAAUCACAAUUUCACCCUUUUGUGGCCGGCAGAAUAUUUGCCCAGUUCAUAAGGGGAGAAGCAAUCUUUACAUGAGACUAGCCAACAUGAGUGUUGUGUUCUCAAAGGACAACAUCAUAAGGCUGAACCAGGUCCUGUUUCCUCCCUCAUUGCCAAGACUCAAAGAACUGGAGCAAGAGGGAUACGAGGAUGCUGUUCGCUUUCUAGAGCAAGAAAGAUGGAUGCAGUAGUUGAUUUUAGUUGUUCUUAACAUCUUGAACAUCUACGUUGUGGCAUAUUGACAGCAUUUUCAAAUAUGAACUUUUCUUCAUCCAGUUUCCAACAUUUUUUGUGCCAAAGCAGGGCUAUAUUUUUACUUCUGUGGUUGAGUGCCACAAUAAUACUUUGGUCUGCAACUUGCUGAAUGAUAUUUUUGUAAACAGAUCAGUUAUACUGCACAUCAGAGCCCUGGGGCACUUUAAAUAUGACCUAAUAAUAUAUUUCCAACAUGUCUUUUGUUGAAAUCUGUUCGUAAUGGCUUUUAAGCCUGUCAACCUCAAGUCCAACAACUUUCCCUCUUUUGCUAACACUUGCUGCACAUAUCAAUGCGGUGUUUCGGCAGGUCAUUGAGGACAACCAUGGAGAAGAAGCCUUUGAAGUAUAACCACAAGAGAGACUGUUUGAGCUCAGCGAGAGGGUUGUGGGUAUUUGUGAUGUGGCAAUGCGGAGAAAGCUGAAGCAUAUAAGAGAACUCCUUUUUUUGUGAGAAAAUUGAGCAGAUUUAUAUGGAACAGAUUUGCAUGCUAUUUCUCCAAUUAAGUAACAAUUUUAUUGAUUGAUCAGUGGUUAGUGCGCAAAAAUAUAUUUUUGUGCAAAAAAUAUUUUUGUAAUCUGUCACUUCUACAUUAUCCUUCAUUACAAUCAAUUAUAUAGAUAGAUUGUGCAUUGUAGCUCAGUGGCAACAUCUACAUAAAUUUAAAAUGUAUAAUAGUGAUGUUCAUGCUGUAUUGGGUCAAUCCAUGAACAUUAUGAAGAUUUUGCAUCUCAAUUUGUGUGUUCAGAUUUGUAGUUCUUAUGCAUACAGAUCACGUUUGUUUUCUUUUUGUGUUUAGACUGGAAGUCCAGAAUACAGAAAAGCAGUUGAGUUUUCAUGCAAAUAGGUGUUCAAUUUGGCGUUCAAUCAUAAGUCAACAGUUAUGUAUAAUAAUGUAUAUGUAUGGAUUACUAAAUUAUAAUAAUGACAAUGGCUUUUAUCCAGAACGAUGAGCAAGCAAGAAAACCUUGUUUGAAAUAAAGCAUAGUAAUGCACUUUGGAUACUGCUGCUCCCUAAGUGUCAGUGUAUGAAUGUAAUAUUGCUAUUCUUUAACUCCAGCUAGAUGUGACUUUGAAUGGAUGGUUUGAUAUAAUUAGAAUUUGACUAUGCAUAGACUAUAUACUGGAUCUAUUUAUACAACCCUUGAUAUUGGGAUUAUUCAUUAUUUAGCAUUUAUAAUGAUCGUUUUCAAAUCAGUUGGAUUUUGCAUGUGUGUAUAAUUUUUCAAUUGUGGUAUUUUGAUUUACAUUUUCUUGAAUAUGUACCAAUGGCAAUAUUAGUAAUUAAUGUAAACAGAAUAUUUUUGCAUUGGCGUUAGCAGAGUUAAUGUUGGAGAAAUAAAAUAACAAUGUU